Peronospora farinosa is the source of this 939-nucleotide messenger RNA. NCBI's taxonomy places the organism in Eukaryota, Oomycota, Peronosporomycetes, Peronosporales, Peronosporaceae. The record is from the annotation of a GenBank genome assembly.
AUGGCUCAGAUUAAUAAUACAAUUCCAUUAAAAGUUGUAACUCGUCAACCAAGUGGAAGACGAUGGCGUGCUCAUGCUCCAGAUUAUGAUGAAGAAGUAGCACGCGUUCAUCUGUUUAAACCUUCUCUAUCACCCACCCACACUGACAAGAGACGUGUGGCAAUUUAUUACACGUGUGAAAAACUUGCAUUGUUCAAGUUUUUUAAUUGGAUGGACAAAAAAAAAAGAGAAAAUUCUCUUCAAGAAAAACAUGCUUUUUACUUUGCCACGGGAUGCUGUGUAUUCUGGGGGCUGACACGAGAAGAAGAGGCUCGGCAUCUUAUGAUGCUGACUCCGUUUUCGUCGGGGAUGAUGGAUCAAGUCGAUGCACAAGUCAUGGAAUUUAGCUAUGGAGACCGAUCCAGUAUCGCUAGGGAUGCCAUUAUACUCUGCAUGAUAAGUGUGGCGGAAAAAAUGGCUCUAUCUUUUGCGAUGUCACAGUCAGCAACGCUGAGUGCCUUUGAGACUCGUGUUGAAGAUCGUAUUCGAUCGACAAAGCACAUCCCAUCCAGGCUUGCAUCAGUUGGAUCAAUUCAGUACUCUCAAGAAGACAUGUCAAAGCUCAUCGGUCAGCUUUUCAUCGAGCUUGCCGAUGUAAACAUCCAUUCCAACAUUUUGGAUGAACCGGAAUACUUUCUCAAAUCGCAAGAUAAUGACGACUUCAAGUACUUGUACGAGAGAAUGCUCAAGUACCAGGACGUGGCCAACCGUGUGGCCAUCUUGAACAAGCGUCUCAGCAUCAUCCGCGACUUGGUGGGUGUUUUGAACCAACAAUUGACACAACAUCAAGGAUCCAAGCUUGAGUGGAUUAUCAUCUGGAUGCUUGUGUUUCAAGUUGUCAUUGCUAUCGGAUGGGAGAUUAUUCUUAAAGACGUUUUAGGCUAUUUCCAUUGGGGGUGA